Messenger RNA from Penicillium oxalicum, 918 nucleotides. RefSeq names its product RTA1 domain-containing protein. Bases 1 to 918 code for a protein of 305 amino acids. NCBI's taxonomy places the organism in Eukaryota, Fungi, Ascomycota, Eurotiomycetes, Eurotiales, Aspergillaceae. The transcript has 3 exons. The record is from RefSeq and is a predicted model, not a curated record. Gene Ontology annotation, cellular component: plasma membrane; fungal-type vacuole.
AUGGCAUCAAACAAGACCCAAGUGUACGUUCCCUGUACCCUUCAAACUUGCCCUUUAUCAAUGGCAGUCAUUCCUUAUCAGCCAAACGUGGCCGCCAAUGUUGUCUUUUUGGUCAUCUUUGCAUUGGCGCUGGCGGCUCAAAUAUGGAUGAGUACGAGAUACCGAACAUGGACCCAUUUGGUCGGAAUGGUAGGAGGUCUGGUUCUUGAGAUAGUAGGCUAUGUUGGUCGCAUUCUGCUUCACUAUGACCCAUUCAACUUCAACAACUUUGUGAUAUAUCUCGUCUGCUUAACUGUGGCCCCUGCGUUCAUCAGCGCUGUGAUCUACAUUUGCUUCUACCGCGUCACCAUGAUAUACGGGCAUUCUCUCUUCGGGCUCAAGCCCCGUAUCCUUGCAAUUAUUUUCAUCUGCUGCGAUGUCAUCUGCCUGAUUUUGCAAGCUGCCGGAGGCGCCAUCGCAUCAUUGUCAAAUGGCACAAGCAAGGAGGCUCGAGCCCAAGGAGACAUGGGCAUCAAUAUCAUGAUUGCUGGUCUCGCGUUCCAAGUUGUCUCACUCUUGGUCUUUCUCAGCUGCGCAGCUUAUUAUCUCUGGGCUGUGCAUCGCAAGAAUCCUGGACUUGGGGCAUCUACGGUCAAUCGCGGACUUUGGCGUGCAUUCCUAGCAAGUCUCGCGGUUGCUGCAAUCGCCAUAUUUGUUCGCUCAGUAUAUCGGGUUGCAGAGCUCCGAGAAGGGUUCCAGGGAAAAUUGGCUGGUGAUGAGGUGCUAUUUAUGAUCCUUGAGGGUGCAAUGAUCGUAAUCACGACUGCUGCUUUGACAGUCUUCCAUCCGGGCUUUUGUCUUGGUGUUCCAUGGAAAUUGAAGGCUGUCGAGACAUCGAUUCCGCUAAUGAGCCAGGAAUCGAAUAAUCGAUUCAAAUGA